AUGAAAUCCACUGGAAGACAACAACAAUCAAAAAAGCAUAAUGCUAUAUCACCAAAACAACAAACGCUACUUAACUUUGUAAGGAAAGUAUCUGCUGAUAAAAACGGAAAACGUACGCGAGUAGAAGCUGAUAAGACGUCGUCCAGAGUUCCAACUAAUGAAGAUACAUACUCGGAGACCAAGAAGAAGAUACGAAUAGAGAAUAAAGGCGUUCGCUCGCAUUUAAAGUCGAGUUAUUUUGAAGGAGAUAAGCCUCAGGUGUCCGACUGGGCCGAAAAGUAUUGUUUCUCUAAUGGUGAAAAGGAACCAAAGAAUAAGCAGUCUGAUAAUGACAUUGUAGUUAUUAGUAGUGAUUGUAGUGACAUUCAAGAUGACAUAAAUAUCGAACACGAGAUUAAGCCAUCUGAUGCGAUGAAUAUAGAAGCAAGUGUGAAUAUGGAUGAGAAUAAAAACAAGAGACAAAUGUUGCACGAACGAUUCGUUAAGAAAUUAGGUAAUCACGCGCAAAGUGCCAUGGAAAUCGAUGAGAGAGUGCCGCAAGAGACAGGUCGCACACCCAGCGAUAGAGCACCAUCUAAAUCGUCUUCAAUCACUUAUACCCCACUGGAGAAACAGUAUCUUGCAAUAAAACGUGAUCAUCCUGAUACCUUGCUCAUAGUAGAAGUCGGAUACAAAUUCAAGUUCUUUGACAAGGAUGCAAUUGUAGCAUCGAAAAUACUAAGCAUAGCCCAUUUCAUGGACCACAAUUUCUACGUUGCGAGUAUUCCAGUACACCGGUUGAAUGUACAUGUGAGAAGACUUGUAUAUGCUGGAUAUAAAGUUGGCGUUGUACGCCAAAUGGAAACAGCAGCAUUGAAGGCCGCUGGAGACAAUCGAAACACGCCAUUUGUACGUAAAUUGGCUAAUCUAUACACACGAGGAACGUUCAUAGAGGAUAUCCUUUUUACAUUCGAUCGUGAUAUCAUACUAUCCGAUCAUGUAAUGGCCGUAGUGGAAGAGCAUUGUGGGGGAAGUGGAUUAGAUGAACUGGUUAAGAUUAGCGUUUUGGCAGUUCAAAUAGCAACCGGAGAUAUAAUUUACGACUACUUUGACGAUGGUCAUAUGCGAAAUGAACUGGAAACGCGUCUUCUUCACAUUCGACCAUGUGAAAUAUUAUUGCCUAAAAUAAUAAGUAAACAGACAGAGAAAGUUAUAUCACACAUCACGUCUCGAAGCGCUGGUGGUAUUGGAGAGAAAAUCCGAAUAGAAAGAAUGGAUGAUAUCCAUCUCAGCUAUGCACAAGCAUUCAGUUUUGUGUCUGAGUUUUAUUCAAACGCCAAGAAUGACAUUAACAAAGGAGUGGCGGGCGAGAGUGGAGAGAGCGUAGUUAAAGCGCGUAAUCAACUUCUUCUCAAUGGCAAUACAAUAUCGAAUCUUGAGAUUUACAAUAACCAGACCGAUUUACGGGAAAAGGGGUCUUUGUUAUGGGUUUUAGAUCAUACGCGUACUCCAUUUGGGAAAAGGUUAUUGAGAAAGUGGAUUGGAAGACCUUUGAUUGAUAUUGGCCAACUGAACGAGAGAAUUGGUGCUGUAGAGGAGAUAUUACAUGGUACUAGCCCCGUUUUGAGUACGACGCAAGAGCUAUUGGGCAAAUUACCCGAUCUGGAGAAGGGGCUGUGUAAGAUACACUAUGCAAAGUGCACACCAUCGGAACUUUUUCGAAUCCUAAGUUCCCUACAACGUGUCUCGUCUGCAUAUCUACCAUUCUCAUCUCUUGACUUGAAUUCACCUCUUCUCACAAGUAUAUUCACGUUUCUCCCGAAAAUUAAGCCAUGCAUUGAUAGUUUUCUUAGUGUGAUUAAUGUUGGGGCAGCUGAAAGACAGGAUAAGUUCAAUUUGUUUAAAAAUGCAGAGAAAUACCGUGAAAUUCAGCAACAUAAGGAGAAUAUAUCAGCAGUUGAAAAGGAUCUUAAUACUCACAUGAUGGAAAUACGCCAAUUGUUGCAAAAGCCAAAGUUUGAAUAUAAGGCUGUCGCUGGGAUUGAGUAUCUGAUCGAAGUGAAGAAGGCUGAAGAAAACAUAGUACCAAAGACAUGGGUCAAAGUCUGUGGUACGAAAGCAGUGUCUCGCUUUCAUUCCCCAACAAUCAUGCAAAAAAUCAAAGAACGCGAUCAACAUCGAGAACGGCUCUCAUCUGCGUGUGAUCAAGCAUACAAAAACUUUUUGCAAGAAAUAUCGGAUCACUAUGAACUCUUGCGAGAUGCGAUACAGAAAAUCGCUGUACUCGACUGUUUAUUUUCUCUCGCCAUUGUAUCUCGUCAGCCUGGGUAUGUGAAGCCUGAAUUCAUAGAUGAGGCUGAGAUUGAAGUGGUUAAUGGACGACAUCCGAUGAUUGAACAGUUAAAUAAUACUUUUGUUGCCAACGAUGUAAAGCUAAGUACGAAUGGAUUGAGAACAAUGAUUCUAACCGGUCCAAACAUGGGUGGCAAAAGCUCAUAUAUUCGCCAAGUAGCACUGAUAGCAAUAAUGGGUCAAAUAGGCUCAUACGUCCCAGCAUCAUCAGCUCGUCUAGGAAUCCUGGAUGCCGUCUACACGCGCAUGGGUGCGUCUGACAACAUGCUCGCGGGGGAAAGUACCUUUAUGGUUGAAUUAAACGAGGCGUCACAAAUCAUGAAACAUGCUACUAGAAGGAGUUUGGUUAUUCUUGAUGAACUCGGAAGAGGGACUAGCACUCACGAUGGAGUCGCAAUUGCAUAUGCAGUGUUGAGACACUUUAUUGAAAAGAUCAAGUGCAUGACAUUAUUUGUUACGCAUUAUCCAUCGCUGGCCAAACUAGUUCAUGAAUUUCAAGGGAUUGUAGGGAAUUAUCAUAUGGGGUUCUUGGAGGCUGAAGGAGAAGAUGGAUCUCAUACAAUCACAUUUCUAUAUAAACUGACUGAGGGUGUAGCUAUGAAAAGCUAUGGCAUUAAUGUUGCUCGUCUUGCUAAACUACCACAACUUAUAAUCGAGCGUGCAUCAGAGAAAUCCCACGAGCUCGAUCAGAAGAUUCGAUAUCGACAACAGACAAGUCAGAUUGCGGAUAUAUUGAAAUUACUCUUUCGCAAUGAGCUGACAAAAGAAAGUGCAACAGAGAUUGUAAAGAAAGUACGAAAUUAUCUGAAAUUUAGAGAAUGA
This is a messenger RNA of Paraglomus brasilianum, 3153 nucleotides long. The record is from the annotation of a GenBank genome assembly. Lineage: Eukaryota; Fungi; Glomeromycota; Glomeromycetes; Paraglomerales; Paraglomeraceae.